AUGACGCAGGAUAAUCAUAUCACGUUGCCUCCUAUAUCUUCGUUUGAUAAUUUGAUUAGAGCUGCCACGGAACAGGAUUUUCAUGCCGCCGCAGCUGCAGCUGCAGCUGCAGCUGCAGCUGCAGCCGUGGUUCCCGCGGCUCCUGCCGCGGCCGGCGCGCACCUCCGUGGCAGCGUCAGCAGCGCCAGCAGCCCUAGUUCUGGUGGGGCUAGCGCUGGAGGCCGCGCCUGCCAUCCGGCGGGCGCGGCCUCCUCCUCUGCUUCCGCUUCUGCGGCGGCCGCAGCCGCCGCAAACAAUACAGACUCCCUUCUAUCGUACCAAUUGUCCAAUAUCAGCAGAACGGACUCGCAGUCCGGUUCCUUAUCUCCGGACCACAGCAAUUACUUUAUCCCAUUCAGACAUGUUUCUAUUGACAGCGGGCGGUUAGGAGGAGGCAGCCAGCCUUCUUCCGUGGAUGGAUCGCCCUCGGAAAAACCCGCAGGCGGCAUGGAAUUACAUGAUCAGCAUACGCAGCAGCAGCAGCACCAUCAUUAUCACCACCAACACCAGCUCCAGCAGCAUCAGCAUCUUCAUCAUAGAGGCGGCGGCUGCGGCAGCGCCGCAGCCGCCGUGGCAGCCGCCGGCAGAGUUGGCAAGUCGAACAAGCCUCGCAAGAAAAAGGAGUGUCCCAUCUGCCACAACUUCUACGCUAACCUCUCCACACACAAAUCGACGCAUCUGGACCCGGAAGCUCGACCCCACAAAUGCGACAUCUGCUCACGUGGGUUCGCGCGUUCCAACGAUCUCCAGCGUCACAAGAAACGUCAUUGGAAGGAGGAGUUUUCUCCGAGCCAGGAGCUACUUAAAGCCGCCGAGGCCCAGCAUGGCGGCUGUGCCGGCACACAAGGUGGUGGCGGCCAUGGGAAUGGCUGCGGGCCGGCGGGUAGUCGUAACGUGGCGGCUAAAUUGGAACACAACAUCCCCACGGAACGAUUGAAGAGUUUGCAUAUGAUCCAGGGCACGUACAAGUGCCCCUUCAAUUCGGCGCUCAUAAAACUGGAUAUGGAGAUAUACCCGACCAAAGACCGGCAGUUGUUGUUUGAAACGUCGAACUGCCAUAUCACGGGGGUUUUUUCCAGAUGCGACACUUACAAAAACCAUCUAAAGGCGCUGCAUUUUGAAUACCCGCCGGGGACAAAGAAGCGCGAGCGCGCCAAUAUCCAUGGAAGGUGUAAGCAUUGUGGGAUGAAGUUUGAUAACGUCGAUGUUUGGCUUAACGAACAUAUAGGGAAGGUUUGUGGCUAUUUCUACCACUGA
Molecule: messenger RNA, 1296 nt
Organism: Eremothecium cymbalariae DBVPG#7215
Lineage: Eukaryota; Fungi; Ascomycota; Saccharomycetes; Saccharomycetales; Saccharomycetaceae
Product: C2H2-type zinc finger protein
Exons: 1
Coding region: 1-1296 (431 amino acids)
Molecular function (GO): RNA polymerase II cis-regulatory region sequence-specific DNA binding; DNA-binding transcription factor activity, RNA polymerase II-specific
Source: RefSeq, a predicted model, not a curated record